GUGAGAUGAGAGUAAAUAUUAUUUUAGAUUUGAAACGACAACAAGUGGAGUAGAAGUGGAACAAAGAAGGUCCUUGGUUUUUGUGUUGUGAGGAUAAUUGAACCCAGCUCUGUCUCUGUCUCAUAAAUCUUUGUCAAUUCAUCCUUACAACGCUCUCUGUGUUUUCCUUCUUUUAAGGUUCAGCAACAGGAUCUUAACUUUUGCAGCCUCUUUCUUCUUCUUCUAUCUACCUCCCUCUAGUGUAUCAGGUGCUAGACCUAGGAAAAUCAAAUGCAUCGUGGGAAGUUUUCACUUACACCCAAGAAUCAAGUCAAUGACCUAGCAGGUUCAGGUUUUCCUGAUAAUCAACAUAGAAGUCUUCCCGAACCCAUAUAUGUUUCUUCUUCAUCUUCAGAUGAUGAAAAUAACAUCUCUAAUGACGACGCAUCUAAACAAUUAGUACUUUAUGACCCUGUGAUAAAUGGAGACAACACUAUUCAAUCCCCGGAUCCUUUUCAGUUUAAGUCUCCACCGCGUCCACGAAGUAAACCUUCAAGUUCAACUCCUAGAGUUUUGCCAGCAGUUGGUGCUUUCACUGUUCAAUGUGCUUCCUGUUUUAAAUGGAGGUUGAUUCCAACAAAGGAAAAAUACGAAGAAAUACGCGAGUAUAUCCUUCAACAUCCUUUUGUUUGUGAAAAAGCUCGUGAGUGGCGACCCGAUAUAUCUUGUGAUGAUCCCGAGGAUAUUUCCCAGGAUGGCAGUAGAAUUUGGGCUAUUGACAAGCCUAGCAUUGCACAGCCUCCAGAUGGAUGGCAGCGACUUCUACGAAUUAGAGGUGAAGGAAGCAGCAAAUUUGCAGAUAUAUACUAUGUAGCACCAUCAGGCAAGAGAUUGCGCUCAAUGGUCGAGGUCCAGAAGUUCUUGGUGGAACAUCCAGAGUACAUGAUAGACGGCGUAACUCUUUCACGGUUCUCAUUUCAAAUACCUAAGCCAUUGCAAGAAAACUAUGUGAGGAAGCGCUCUCAUGCUAAAUCAGUUGAACCUGAGCAAGUGAGACCUCUGGCUUGGGUAGGUCCGGAAGAUGGCACUAAUUCAAAUGAGGGAAGACUUGGCCUUCCUGCUCCCUUCAUGGAAGCAUAUGACCCUGACAGCCAUCCUGCAAAGAAGCAAGCCACUCGGAGUUUUUUUCCAUAAAACAAAGCAAACACCUGACCAAAUCACUAAACAUCCAUUUCGAAGUUGUUCCAUUUUUUAGUUGCUUUUGGAUGUAAGAUUCCAUUUUCAUCUGUAAUUUGUCUGUUGCAAAUAGAGAAUUGUAUUAUUUUUUGCAUUAGUAAACCAAGAGUUCAAAAUCAACUGCUACAUUGGAUGAAAAAUACAGUUUAGCCUUGCAUGUAGUUUGAGGUAUGGUCUAAGCAUUCCGAAACAAUGUGUACAAUGUAUACUGAUGUAUCAAUUUGAUUGAAAUUUUAUUCGA
Lathyrus oleraceus (garden pea) is the source of this 1456-nucleotide messenger RNA. Its product is annotated as methyl-CpG-binding domain-containing protein 2. Lineage: Eukaryota; Viridiplantae; Streptophyta; Magnoliopsida; Fabales; Fabaceae. The coding region runs from base 271 to 1173 and encodes 300 amino acids. Gene Ontology annotation, molecular function: DNA binding; zinc ion binding. The transcript is spliced from 6 exons. The record is from RefSeq and is a predicted model, not a curated record.